UCAAUCGUUGCAUGCGCAGCGAAGCGCAGACUUGACUCUCGCGAACACAACAGCCAGAAUCGAGGACAUGGGACCGUGAAAGUAUGGCGGAUGCCGAGGAGCCGGAGAAGAAAAGAAGGCGAUUAGAGGACCUGACUGAGAAAAUGGCUGUAGAUGGUGGACACAUAGGCAGCGGUUCUGACUGGAAUGGCCGGUGGAAUCAUGUAAAGAAGUUUUUGGAAAGAACCGGUCCAUUUACCCAUCCUGACUUUGAGCCCAGCACUGAGUCUCUACAGUUUUUGUUGGACACAUGUAAGAUUCUGGUCAUCGGUGCCGGGGGACUCGGAUGUGAACUACUCAAAGAUCUGGCCUUGUCUGGAUUUCGUCUCAUCCAUGUGGUUGACAUGGACACUAUUGAUGUGUCCAACCUCAAUAGGCAGUUUCUCUUCAGGCCUAGAGAUGUCGGUCGACCAAAGGCAGACGUGGCUGCUGACUUCAUCAACAAUCGAGUCCCAGGAUGUAAAGUCACUCCUCACUUUAAAAAGAUUCAAGACUUUGAUGAAUCCUUCUAUAGACAGUUCCAUAUCAUCGUCUGUGGACUGGACUCUAUCAUCGCUCGACGCUGGAUGAACGGAAUGCUGAUUUCCCUCUUGUGUUAUGAAGAUGGAGUUCUGGAUCCCAGUUCCAUCAUUCCCCUCAUUGAUGGAGGGACAGAAGGCUUUAAAGGAAAUGCUCGUGUCAUUUUACCCGGCAUGACUGCGUGUAUCGACUGUACACUAGAGCUGUACCCACCACAGAUAAAUUUCCCCAUGUGCACCAUUGCAUCAAUGCCAAGGAUACCUGAACAUUGCAUUGAAUAUGCCAGAAUUCUGCAGUGGCCAAAAGAAAAUCCAUUUGGAGAGACCGGCUUAGAUGGAGACAAUCCAGAGCAUAUCCAGUGGGUGUUUGAACGCGCCCAGGAAAGAGCUGCAGAGUUCAACAUCACGGGUGUGACGUACAGACUCACUCAAGGAGUUGUGAAGAGGCUUAUUCCUGCGGUGGCUUCUGCUAACGCUGUUCCCGCAGCUGCUUGCGCCACCGAAGUCUUUAAAAUUGCUACAAGCACAUAUAUUCCUUUAAAUAACUACAUGGUUUUUAACGAUGUGGAUGGACUCUACACGUACACCUUUGAAGCUGAACGGAAGGAAAAUUGUUCAGCGUGCAGCCUGGUGCCUCAGGAUCUCCAGUUCCCUCCAUCAGCAAAGCUGCAGGAAGUUCUAAAGUACUUGACGGAGAACACCUCGCUGCAAAUGAAAUCUCCAGCCAUCACUACAACACUGGAAGGAAAGAAUAAGACACUGUAUAUACAGUCAGUCAAAUCCAUUGAGGAACGAACCAGACCAAACCUCUGUAAGACUCUCAAAGAGCUAGGUUUGGCAGACGGUCAGGAACUGGCUGUGGCGGACGUCACCACGCCGCAGACCGUCCUCUUCAAACUCAACUUUACCAACUGAGAUUCUGACACGACACACGGCACUGAAAUGGGACAGACCGAAGUAGAACAGGGUGUUACAUCAUCAGGGUACUGUCUUGUUGCACCUUUGUGGAGAGUGAUUGCAUUAACGAUUACACUCACACUUGUGGAAUGAGGUUGGUUGGUAUUGUUAUUUUGUAUUUGUUAUUUACUUAGUGUAUUCGACUCGUGCUGACUAAUAUUAUUGCUGUUCAACUAUACCUGUGCUGGUGUGCACCCUACUCCAAUAAAAAAUUUUAUUACCAACAUUG
Molecule: messenger RNA, 1743 nt
Organism: Cynoglossus semilaevis (tongue sole)
Lineage: Eukaryota; Metazoa; Chordata; Actinopteri; Pleuronectiformes; Cynoglossidae
Gene: uba3
Product: ubiquitin-like modifier activating enzyme 3
Exons: 18
Coding region: 84-1472 (462 amino acids)
Biological process (GO): protein neddylation
Cellular component (GO): cytoplasm; nucleus
Molecular function (GO): NEDD8 activating enzyme activity
Source: RefSeq, a predicted model, not a curated record